Messenger RNA from Daphnia carinata, 1851 nucleotides. RefSeq lists its product as uncharacterized. The record is from RefSeq and is a predicted model, not a curated record. Bases 76 to 1791 code for a protein of 571 amino acids. The transcript is spliced from 4 exons. Lineage: Eukaryota; Metazoa; Arthropoda; Branchiopoda; Diplostraca; Daphniidae.
CGCAUCUGUAAGUAAAAUGGUUGACUUAUGAUAAACUGAAACGUUUAUUUUCUUCAUCCCUAAACAGACAGAAAGAUGAAUUGGAGCGGCGGGUAUAAAAAUCGUUACCGAACAAACUCUGAGGUUCGAAAAACAGCAUUUCAGCAGCAGAGUCGGAUUAUUCUAGUCGACCUCGUGAAGCAGGAAGUGGAUAAUGACAACAAACAAACUAAUCAUAUUCCAGGAAAUGAAGAACAACAAUAUUCACCGAAUUUACCGAUUCAGUCUGAUUCAUCAAAUAAUGUCACAAUGCAGCAGUGUGGAACUCCAUUUAAAAAUAUUCCUUGUGGAACUUCUUCUGAUUCAGAAGAAUAUGGAAGUGAAAUAUCAAAUACCAAUUACAGUCCUUAUUCCUCAGACAAUGAAAUUGAAGCUAAAGAUAAACCAACCACCUCUGAAGAAAGUAGUACAAAACUUCAUUCAAGUUUAAUAGUUGAUGAGGACAAUAAGACUUCUGCAGUGGAAUUGGCUGUAGAAACACAGGAAUACUCACACGCAGUCCAUGGCUCAUCAGGAAACUCAUUUGUUCAAUGUUCAGCUCCAUCACCUGAUCUAACACAAGAUUUUCCCCAUUUAACACAAAGCUUGGGCUUUCUAACUCCGGUCACAAAUCGUAGGAACGUCGUUUGCGGGCCGCUUGACCAUCGUGAACUAAAAGGAGACGUUUCAACGCAGGAGAAGCUACAGUAUUCCUAUUCACCAUCGCAAGAAAUUACCGAUGUUGAAUUCCAAGCUGCUUUCAUAUCUCAAGAGAAUCAAAUAAAUGUUCCAUUAACUCUAAUGACCAAUGGAUACCAGGAAGAGCCCGAUGCCAAUGGAGCCGUCGUACUUCAUGAACAUCAUGAGUUUCUAUGCAACUCGUACAGCAAACAACCUGUUAAAUGUUCAACUCCGUACCGCAACCAAACGUUUCAUUAUCCAACGCCAAACUUAAGCUCUGUAACUCCAAACAUAAACCGUGAGAACAUGACGUUUCCUACCACACAUGGCUGUCAACCGAUACCGGGCAGUAAUUUUAAAUUCCAGAACUCGCCAUUCCCUACCUCAGUUAACAAGGAUAGGUUAUACAUUAACCGUUCAGCUCAUUUUCGAGACAUCUCCGUUUUAAGCACUCCAACACAACGAGAAAACAACACUCCCAAUCAAGCCACUAGUUCGAGGUUCGUUCCAGUAGAAGUCAUCCCUACUCAGCGUAAGCAAGUGCGUUUUGCAUCGUCUAUUCCUGUUCAAAAAACGAAAGUUCUCGUAACCUAUAAAUCUUCCCUUAUUGGGGGAAUAUCGGAGAUUGAAACGGAAACGCUUAGCCAGCCACCCAUUUAUAAUAGCGGAUGCCAGCUGUCUACCUUAUUAGAAUGUCAUCCAUCAGUUUCACCUUCUGAAGAGAAAGAGGACCCAGAUACAGCAACCAUGCAAGGACAACAUUACCAGGAAGACGGUCCUGUCAUGCACCUUGCUAACUCUGAACAGACACCUGGAAAAAUGCCCAAAACAUUGUCAAUUACUUCCUCUAAUCCUCUUGGUGUAGAAAACGAAAAUAUUGGAGAAAAAUCUCAUAUUAUCGUCAAUGUUACUAGACCAAUGUGUGGAAGGAAAAGAAAACUGCUUCGUGCUCCCGUUUGGAACACUGCAUCCUCGUUUAGCAAGACACUAAACUCCAGGAAAUCCCAUUAUGGACGUGUUCACUAUUGCCAAUGUCGUACUGUAGUUCAAAAGCUUAAAAUUCGUGACGCUCAAACUCAAACUUCUCCUUGAUGUGUUUCCACGUGCUGUCUUUCUACACUUUGAACACAUAAAUAGUUUUCAACUACUUUA